AUGGAAGAUUUAUGGUCUUCUUCUGAUGAUGAGAUGAUGCGAAUAUUAUCUCAAAGACUUCAGGCACUUUCUAUUAGCAAAGAUACUGAACAUAAUGAUUAUUUAAAUAAUGCAAAUAUUACCCAAAAAAAAAUUAAUACACUAUUUCCAUCUUAUACCAAAAAACGUCCAUUUAAAUCGAUGGAAGAUUUAUUGACUUCAUGCUAUGAAUUUACUGAUAAUAUGCGUAAUUUAGAACAACUUAACAAAGAUUUAUCUGAAUAUACAUUAGAUUAUCCAAAAUACCAAAAUUGUUUGAAAGACUGUAGUGCCACUCGCCUAUCAGGUUAUAUUGAUUUCGAAAGAUCAGUUGACUUUUAUUCAUUAUCAAAAGUAGGAUAUGAAGUUGGUGAACGUUGCAUAUUACAAUUUAUUGUUGUAGGAAAAAAAGGAAACAAUGAAUAUGAAAAAAUUCUUAAAUUUUAUGCAAACAUAUGCUUUCUUGAAUUCAAAGAUGAAAUGUCAGAAACUAUUCAAGCAUCUUUUGAAUUUGAAAGAAAUAUUGGAGCACCAGAAGAUGAAGAAGAGUUAAAAAAAUUAAUUGCUGAGACAGAUAUUAUCAAAAUAUCGUUAGAUCCUGAAAAUGGCAUUUGUUUUGAAUCUUUUGAUAAGAUGUGUUCUUUUUUGGAACCUCUUUGGAAAACAAAUCUUGGUAGAACUCUUAAAAUGCUUUUAAUUGAUGGAUAUUUUCAUUGUCAUGAAGUAUAUAAAGAUUUCAACACAAAUGAACACUGGGUUGCUACAGCUCUUGGUUUGAACAAAGAACAAAGUAAUGCUCUUACUCUUGUUGAAAAUGGAUAUCCUCUUUCUUUUAUACAAUCUCCACCAGGAACUGGUAAGACAACUACUGCAUCUUCAAUUGUUUAUGCUAAUCCACAAUAUAAAUAUGUGAUAACCGCUGAAUCAAAUAAAGGAUGUGAUGCAAUUUCUGAUACAAUAGAAAAGAUGAAAAAAAUGCGACCAUAUAUUUCUUCAUUUAAUGAUUUAUAUGCUUGUAAUGCUAAAAAAGUUAAACCAGUAAGAAUUUACUCAGCUACAGCUAAGAUCAAAAAAAGAAAUAUAAGUAAUUAUUGUGAGUCAAAAUUAAAACUUUCGAGAGAAUUUAUUUUUUCUGAGAAAUUAUCUCCGGUUGAUUUUUCUGUAUUGUCAGAGUAUGCUAAAGUAUCACAAGUUAUUGAAGAAAGAAAAAGGCAUCAACUUACAUUUAAUGAAAUAUCUAAAUUAAAAAAAUCUCUUUCAGUAUUAGAAGAUAGAAGAUCAAAAAUAUUUAUGAGAGUAUAUGAUCCAAAUGCUUAUAUUAUGACAACAAGAUAUGCUGUUAAACAUUUCAAAAGAAAUUAUAGUGAUUGCAAAGAUCCCGAUGUAGUUAUUGUCGAUGAAGGUGGUCAAAUGUCUUUGUGGCAUUUUAUACUUCUUGCUGCUUGUUUCCCAUAUGCUAAAUUUGCAAUUUUUGGUGAUACAAAACAACUUCCUCCAUAUUUACCAAUUGAAUACACUCCUGAAUUAACACAUAGAGUUUUGACAUAUUCUAUAAUUGAUUUUCUUGAGUUUAUGGAUGAGACACCAAAAGUUGAACUUAAUGUAUCUUAUAGAAUGCACCCAGAACUUCUCGGUCUUGUAUCACGUACAUUUUAUGAUAAUAAACUGUUUCCAGGUGUUCCUGAAACUAUGAGAAGUAUUGUUGUCAGUCGUUUAAAAAUGCCAAACAAUUCCCCAAUGGCAUGGUUUGAUACAAAAGGAUGUGAACAUCGUAUGGAUAUGAAAACAUCAACAUCAAAUGAUAAAGAGGCUUAUUUUACUACGGAAUUUGUUAAGCUGCUUCUAGCUUCUGGAUAUCAACCGUCACAAAUAGGAAUUAUAUGUAUGUAUAAAGCUCAAGUAUCAAAAAUAUACAAUUUUUUAUUAAAUCCACAAAUAACCAUUGAUACUGUUGACGCUUUUCAAGGAAAUGAAAAAGACAUUAUCAUUAUUUGCACUUCAAAAACUGCCAAGAAUAAUUUUGAUAAAUGUUCUGAUUUCUUAGGAGAUUCAAGACGUAUUAAUGUUGCUAUUUCUAGAGCACGAUGUGCAUUGUUUAUUUUUGGUGAUUUUGAUUUUUUAACUAAGAAUUUUAAUUGGUCUGCAGUUGCAAAGUUUUUUAAAGUAUCAAAAGCUAUUGAUUCUGCUAAUAACAUGAAUUUACUUUUUCCUAAUAAUACUUCUUUUUCUUAUUAA
Molecule: messenger RNA, 2253 nt
Organism: Strongyloides ratti
Lineage: Eukaryota; Metazoa; Nematoda; Chromadorea; Rhabditida; Strongyloididae
Product: Regulator of nonsense transcripts 1
Exons: 1
Coding region: 1-2253 (750 amino acids)
Molecular function (GO): 5'-3' DNA helicase activity
Source: RefSeq, a predicted model, not a curated record